CCUUGACAUGGCAACAGUGUCAGAGUGUCAACACGAACCUGCCUGAGAAAGUUUCGCAGCAGCUGUUGGAAAUAUCACAAGGAUGGUGGAUGAAGCAACUAGGAAGACUCUGGCCUCUAUUCCCCUGCUAAGGACGAAGGCCGGCCCCAGAGACAAGGAUGCCUGGGUUGUGCGCUUGAAGGAGGAGUAUCAGGCUCUCAUUAAGUACGUACAGAAUAAUAAAGAAGCGGACAAUGACUGGUUCCGCCUCGAGAGCAACAAAGAAGGCACAAAGUGGUUCGGGAAGUGCUGGUACGUCCAUGAACUUUUGAAGUACGAGUUUGACGUUGAAUUCGAUAUUCCAGUAACGUAUCCAGCAACAGCGCCAGAAACCGACACUGUCAAGCUAGAAGGCAGACAGCAAAAUGUACAGAGCGGAAGAAUUUGCCUCACGGACCACUUAAGCUCUGGGGCGCGCAAUGUCCCCAAAUUCGGCAUUGCCCACGCCAUGGCUCUAGGGCUUGGUCCCUGGUUAGCUGUUGAGAUACCGGACUUGAUCAACAAAGGAAGUGUUGUUUAUCAAGAGAAAAAAGCAUAGGUUGCC
This is a messenger RNA of Penaeus monodon (black tiger shrimp), 583 nucleotides long. RefSeq names its product ubiquitin-fold modifier-conjugating enzyme 1-like (gene Ufc1). Gene Ontology annotation, biological process: protein K69-linked ufmylation. Gene Ontology annotation, molecular function: UFM1 conjugating enzyme activity. Gene Ontology annotation, cellular component: cytoplasm. Lineage: Eukaryota; Metazoa; Arthropoda; Malacostraca; Decapoda; Penaeidae. The record is from RefSeq and is a predicted model, not a curated record.